This is a messenger RNA of Brassica napus (rape), 960 nucleotides long. RefSeq lists its product as uncharacterized. The record is from RefSeq and is a predicted model, not a curated record. Lineage: Eukaryota; Viridiplantae; Streptophyta; Magnoliopsida; Brassicales; Brassicaceae. The transcript has a single exon. Bases 1 to 960 code for a protein of 319 amino acids.
AUGGCGCAACAAAAACCAGAUCCCAAGACGAUCAGACCAGACCAAACCGAGCGAGACGAGAAACCUUCUCAAAGACCAGCUAGGGACUCCGAAAAUCUUAACCAUGGCAGAUACCAGAACCGGCUGAUAGAGAAGGCAGAAGGGAUGGCAGUGUCCACGUGGCCAGACAUCUCUCACCUCUCCGUCUCAAGGCCAGAGCUGAUCAAUGUUCUGAGGCAGAUGGGCCAACAGGUCAAGUGGCCUCAGAAGAUGAAAGCACCCGACUCUUUCCGGAACCCUGGUGUCUGGUGCGACUUCCACCGAGACCACAGUCACAAAUUGGAGGACUGCAUCGCACAAAAGAUCGAGGUCAACAAGCUGCUUAAGAAAGGACACCUCAGGGAGUUCCUUUCCGAGAAGGCCAAGAGCCAUCUAAGGAAGGAGACAACGGGAAAGCCAACUGAAGCUGCUCUCGUCUCGCCACCUCGACAGGACCGAGUGAUUCAUGUCAUAUUGGGCGGUUCGGAGAUCAGCGGCAUAAGCCAUGCAGCCGCGAAGAAAAGCACCUGGAACGCUAAGCACGGACUAGAGGUAGCCAAGCCAAAACGUCUGCUCCUAGGCACAGACGAAAUAAGCUUCACGGCCAAGGAGGAGGAGAAAGUUCUCAGCCCGCAUCUUGACGCCCUGGUCAUAUCACUCAUUGUAGCGAACUACCUGGUGAAAAGGAUACUGGUAGAUAAUGGAAGCUCCGACAACAUCAUCUUCCAGGCCGCAUACAAGGACCCGGGGCUGGAGGAAAGUGCUCUAACUAGGAGGACAACCCCACUUAUAGGAUUGAGCGGGGAAGUAAAAAAACCCGCCGGAGAGGUGACCCUCCCGGUAUACGCCGAAGGAAUCAACAUGUCAACCAAGUACAUCGUUGUUGAAUGCGACUCAUCCUACAAUAUGAUCCUAGGACAGCCCUGGAUUCACGGCAUGUGA